GUACAAAUUAAUGUAAUGAAGGGCAUAAGUCAUCAGGAUCCGUGGCGCAAUGGUAGCGCGUCUGACUCCAGAUCAGAAGCACGUCUGGUUCAAAAAUCCCGAAAAUUUGAUCCUUAACUUUUUGUACUCUAUUUACAAAAACAGGACCCCCAUUAUUCUCUGGCUUUUCUGAAUAAGCCCUCAAUUUUUUUGUUAGAUCUGUAAAAUCCUUAUCCAAUAUCACAUUAAAGGAUUAGGGGAAAAAAAAUUCCCCUCUUCUCUCAACCAGAAAAUGACUAUAGACUACUUGUUGACAUCGCCUUCGUCGCUGAGAUUCUCCGAUUUCAUAUCUUCGUUUUCCCAAGAGACGGACCACAAAUGGCUUCGCAGUUCACCUAAACCCGGCGGUGCGAGGAAGAUGUCGACGACGACGAUAACCUGCGGUGCGAUUUCGUCAAGGAGAAAACUUGCUGAGAGAGAGAGCGCGGAGAGAGAGAACAGAGUGCUCGUACGGAGUCUGAUGUCGAGAAUCAGUGACAGAGAGCCAUUGGUGAAGACGCUUGACAAGUACGUCAAGGUCGUAAGGUGUGAGCAUUGUUUCUUGCUCUUUGAAGAGCUUGGGAAGAGCGAUAAGUGGCUUCAAUGCCUCGAGGUGUUCAGGUGGAUGCAGAAACAGCGUUGGUAUAUCGCAGAUAAUGGAGUGUACUCGAAAUUGAUAUCCGUGAUGGGGAAAAAGGGUCAAACCCGGAUGGCAAUGUGGCUGUUUUCCGAGAUGAAAAACAGUGGUUGUCGUCCUGAUGCCUCUGUUUACAAUGCCCUCAUUACAGCUCAUCUUCAUACACGGGACAAGGCAAAGGCCUUGGAGAAAGUUCGUGGAUAUUUCGACAAAAUGAAAGGGAUGGAACGGUGUCAGCCCAAUGUUGUGACUUACAAUAUCCUUUUGAGGGCCUUUGCUCAAUCGGGUAAAGUGGACCAAGUUAAUGCUCUGUUUAAAGAAUUGGAUAUUAGCGCUGUUUCUCCAGACGUCUACACCUUCAACGGUGUUAUGGAUGCGUAUGGGAAAAACGGGAUGAUCAAAGAGAUGGAAUCUGUGCUUACUCGUAUGAGGAGUAACGAGUGUAAGCCAGAUAUCAUCACCUUUAAUCUGCUUAUUGAUUCCUAUGGUAAGAAGCAAGAGUUUGAGAAGAUGGAGCAGACUUUCAAGAGUUUAUUGCGGUCCAAGGAGAAGCCGACUCUGCCUACGUUCAAUUCAAUGAUUAUAAACUAUGGGAAAGCUCGCCGGAGAGAUAAGGCCGAAUGGGUUUUCGAGAAGAUGAAUGAUAUGAACUACAUGCCAAGCUUUAUCACGUAUGAGUGCAUGAUCAUGAUGUACGGUUACUGUGGCUCUGUUUCCAGAGCAAGGGAAAUGUUUGAGGAGGUUGUUGAAUCUGAAAGAGUGUUGAAGCCAUCAACGCUCAAUGCAAUGCUUGAUGUUUACUGUCUUAAUGGUCUUCACAUGGAAGCAGAUAAGCUAUUCCAUAGCGCAAGUGCUUUCCGGGUUCAUCCAGAUGCAUCCACGUAUAAGCUUCUAUACAAGGCGUAUACUAAGGCAGAUAUGAAGGAGCGUGUGCAGAUGCUGAUGAAGAAAAUGGAGAAAGAUGGAAUUGUACCUAAUAAGAGAUUUUUCUUGGAAGCCCUUGAAGUUUUCGGGUCAAGACUACCUGGAUCGGAUUCAGGAAGGAGGAAAUCAACUGGCUCUACCAGGCUACAAGACAGUGCUAAAGACUUACUGGAAAGCAAUUGACUGAAUAAACUAAUAAAGAUGUGAAACUGAAGAAACUUUGGUGGAUGUGAAUAUGACUUCAUACACUCCAACGGACGGUUUUAUCCAGUCAUUCCCCUGAAUCAUGAAGCAGCAUUAGCAUGUUUGGGACACGAUUUCUUAGACUUGUUCAAGAUUGGAAAGGAAAACGGCAGAAAGAAGUAUUUGGAGAACUCGCGUGGAUAUGAUAAAUUUUCCAGAGCUGAAUCAAGAAAGCUUAGUCAAGAUUCAAGAAUAAGCAGCAGCCACUAUUUUCUUCAGAUCAAGAUGUACGAAAAGGGAAGAUCAAAGAGAAGAAAGAACUAUUCACUAUAUGGUCAUGUGAUCAAUUGGUAAUUUGUACACUAAAAGUUUUACAUACAAUAAAAAAACAAAACUUCAUUGCUGUGUGUCAUUUUAGAGGCUUAAAUUUCCAUAGCAUGCGGAAAA
Eutrema salsugineum is the source of this 2209-nucleotide messenger RNA. RefSeq names its product pentatricopeptide repeat-containing protein At4g39620, chloroplastic. The transcript is spliced from 3 exons. The coding region runs from base 272 to 1762 and encodes 496 amino acids. Gene Ontology annotation, molecular function: protein binding; mRNA binding. Lineage: Eukaryota; Viridiplantae; Streptophyta; Magnoliopsida; Brassicales; Brassicaceae. The record is from RefSeq and is a predicted model, not a curated record.